UUGAACUACAAGAGCACUGCCCCUCUUUUGCGACCCCUUGACCCGGCACGACGGACUUAGAGCAAGAGAUAGAGACAUCUCCUUCAACCGCACAGAAAGGACGGAAACACAAUCAAUCAUGGUCACCGCCGAUAGCGACCGUUUCAAGGGCAUUCGGCGUGAUACACUGCACAACGAGGUGGACGGAUGCUUCGACGACCUUGAGGAGUUCGAAGACCGCAACGAAACAUCUCCGCAAUACCGGGUUACCCACCAGGAGUGUGUGUUGCUUAACCGUGUCCUCUCGGACAAGUCCACGCUCCCAUCGGCCUGCUUCGUGCCGCCGGGUGCUGAAGCAGCGGCACGGAGAGCCUCCUCCUCCUCGCAGAGGCCCAAAGAACCCAGGCCGCUGCCGGAGGACGGCGAGACCGCCGUGGUGCAGCUCGUGCGGCGAAUUACGGGGGCCGUUCAACCGGUACUAAGCAGCCUCACCACUCCUUUGCACGCGCGCAAGAAAGAGAUGGGUGGAACGAUAACAGAGGAGCAAUGCCAGGCCCUGGCCGACUACCUCUCCCCUAGCGUCGGCGGGGGUUACCUGUUGCCGACGGCGUGCUUCGGCCUCCUCAAGCCUCCUGACGAGGAGCAGGCCAAGAUGUACGUCAUGCAAAACGCCGAGAUGUACGUACGCCUCAAGAAGCGACACACCGGAAUGGCAGAGGAGGGCUAUUUCCCCCCCACGAUGUGCUGAGGACACUUCCCGGUGUGGCAGCGCCCACGAGGCCGGGUUUCGAAGCAACCCCCCGCCCCCACCUUCAUGCACGCCGAAAGUGAGGUUGUAUUUUGGGUCUUUCUGUCUAGCUACAGCACGUUCGCGAAUUUAAAGACGUGGGCUCGGUGGUCGAGGACUCGCCCGGUGCCUCUUUCAUGAUUUUGUGUCUUCGCGGUCGUUUCAACUGCGGAAGCUGUUUCCGUGCGUCUUCUUAGGUAGUGCAAGCAGCAAUACGUUGAUGGUGUCAUGUUGAAUGGUGGGGUGUAUAUUAACAAUCGCGCACGAAGAUCGAGGUUGAGGUGCUUCUCCACAGUAGUGUUGUGGCCAUUGUCUUUCCUUUUAUUGGAACAGCAGAUUGUACAACUUUUAUCGUGUCAUGUUAACAAGUGUUAAUUUCCGGUUGUGGUUGGUCGAGGCGCGCGUUGUGUGUAGCCUAUUUGUAUAUCACGUACACUACUGCGAGAGAAAAUGGCGAAAAGAGAUGCGCCGCAGGUCGAUGUUUUUGUCGUGUUUUUGCUUGCUUGCUCUGCAUGAAACAGACUUGUAAAGGGUCGGGGCUGGAACGGGGGGGCGAGGGGGGUUGGCAUCACGGUUCGCGUAACGCAGAAUAAGUGCGAGGUUGCUCUGCAGUAGAAACGUCCAACAUCUGAUCUAGCGACGACAUUGGUCCUUCGAUUUUCUUGCCUUCUUGUGAAAGUCCAAAACGUGCGCGCGUGGAAAGGAAUCUAUGGUGGCAAUUCAAGUUCGGGACCCUGUGUGUGCGGUAGGUAUAGGCGAGCGCAAGUUUCUCGUGUAGGGGAGUGUCGGGAAGGAAGGUGUUCGUGCCAUCGUUCAUUGGCUGCAGACCGUAGCGGCUUGAGCUUUACUUCCCGCGGGAAAUAUCGUACCCCGCAAAGUACUGACCACGUUCUUUCGCGAACGUUCACCCACCUCGCUGGUGUGUCCAUGUACGCGUACCCUGAUUUGACAAAAACGGUAACCUGAGGUCUUUCAUCAC
Molecule: messenger RNA, 1745 nt
Organism: Ectocarpus siliculosus
Lineage: Eukaryota; Phaeophyceae; Ectocarpales; Ectocarpaceae
Source: the annotation of a GenBank genome assembly